AGCAUAGCCGUUUUAGUGUCAUAACCGAAAAACCAAAUUGCAUGAUUUUUGCUAAGAAAUUUGUGUCCGGUAUUUUACGACGAUGCCGAGAAAUCAUGUCAGAAAAAGGACAAGAGGACAGUGGUCCAUCGAACAGCUUCAGAACGCCAUUUUAAAAGUUCGUGAUGGAAUGUCGUUAAGAAAAGCCGCAGAAAGAUUUGACAUUCCAUAUUCAACUCUACGAGAACGAUUCACAGAAAAACAACUCAAGCCCCCAGAUUGGGUACGAAACCGGUUUUCUCUCCAGAAACAGAAAAUGAGAUCGCCGGACACUGCAUCAAGAUGACAAAUUUAUUUUUCGGACUCACAAAAUUGGAGCUCAGAAAAGCUGUGUUCGAUUACGCUGAAAAGAAAGGGAUUCCCCAUCGGUUCAGCAAGGUAAACAAGCUGGCAGGGAAAGACUGGCUAGAAGGAUUCAUGAAACGACAUCACGGAAUAAGUAUUCGGAAACCAGAAGCCACGAGUAUCAACCGCAUAAAGGCCUUCAAUAAGGUGGAAGUGCACCGAUUUUACAAGAACCUCGAGGAAGUCAUGUCUCAGUACAACUUCCAAGCCGACCGCAUAUUCAAUUUCGAUGAAACUGGAAAAAACAUCGUGCACAAACCGAAAACGAUUAUCGCAAAGAAAGGAAUGAAGCGAGUCGUAUCUGCGACGAGUGGAGAACGCGGAAGGAAUCAUACUGUUGCCUGUGCAGUAAGUGCCGCUGGAUAUUACAUACCGCCGAUGAUCAUAUUCCCCCGAGUUCGUAUGACAGCAAGUCUAAUGAUUGAUGGACCGCCUGGAGCGAUUUACAAAGCACACAAAUCGGGAUGGAUAACCGAAGAACUAUUCGUCGAAUGGCUCGCCCAUUUCAAAGACAAAACCAAUGCUUCCUGCGCAAAUCCGGUUCUGCUGAUAUUGGACAAUCAUUCCACUCAUUGCUCGGUUGAAGCAUUUGAUUUCUGCGUGGACAAUGGCAUCGUGAUGCUUUCGAUACCGCCGCAUACAUCUCAUCGCCUCCAACCCUUGGAUUUAACUAUUUUUGGUCCACUCAGCACAGCUUUCAACGACGCUUGCGAUAACCAAAUGAAGGCAAACGGAUACAUGUUCUACUGAAAAGGCAGUUAAUGGCU
Bradysia coprophila is the source of this 1151-nucleotide messenger RNA. RefSeq lists its product as uncharacterized. Gene Ontology annotation, cellular component: nucleus. The record is from RefSeq and is a predicted model, not a curated record. NCBI's taxonomy places the organism in Eukaryota, Metazoa, Arthropoda, Insecta, Diptera, Sciaridae. Gene Ontology annotation, molecular function: DNA binding.